Messenger RNA from Loxodonta africana (African savanna elephant), 1402 nucleotides. It is a transcript of the gene LCMT1, whose product is annotated as leucine carboxyl methyltransferase 1. Gene Ontology annotation, cellular component: cytosol. Gene Ontology annotation, molecular function: protein C-terminal leucine carboxyl O-methyltransferase activity. The coding region runs from base 204 to 1208 and encodes 334 amino acids. NCBI's taxonomy places the organism in Eukaryota, Metazoa, Chordata, Mammalia, Proboscidea, Elephantidae. The record is from RefSeq and is a predicted model, not a curated record. The transcript is spliced from 11 exons. Gene Ontology annotation, biological process: C-terminal protein methylation.
CCAGUGAGCGUCUGGGCAGAGGGGCUAGUAAGCGGAAAGCUUGCUUGGGGAAGCCGUCGUGGGCGGUGUUACAGCGACGCGCCAGCUGGGGCGAGCCGCUUGUACUGUCCUUUUUUCUCCGUGGGGUUCGCUCCUUCUACCGCUGCUUGCUGACCGCGCUUCCAUGUUCUUGCGGGAAACAGCAAUCUGGAAUCGCCACGCCCAUGGCCGCUAGCCUGAGGGGAACCUCGCUCACCUCCUGUUCUUCCAGUUUGAGCAGUGACACUGACGACGAUGGCGUGCGCGGCACCUGCGAAGAUGCUUCCCUGUGCAAGAGGUUUGCAGUAAGCAUUGGCUACUGGCACGACCCUUACAUCCAGCAUUUUGUGAGAUUGUCCAAAGAGAGGAAGGCUCCAGAAAUUAACAGAGGAUAUUUUGCUCGAGUUCAUGGUGUCAGUCAGCUUAUAAAGGCAUUUCUACAGAAGACAGAAUGUCGUUGUCAAAUUCUAAAUCUUGGGGCUGGGAUGGAUACCACUUUCUGGAAGUUAAAGGAUGAAAACCUUCUACCAAGUAAAUAUUUUGAAGUUGACUUUCCAACGAUAGUCACAAGGAAGAUACACAACAUCAAAUCAAAGCCUCCGCUUUCAAAACCCAUUGUAGAAUUGCAUUCAGAGGACUCACUUAAAAUAGAUGGACACAUGUUGGAUUCAAAGAGAUAUGCCAUUAUUGGAGCAGAUCUGCGAGAUUUACCUGAAUUGGAAGAGAAACUAAAAAAAUGCCAAAUGAAUAUACACUUGCCGACACUCCUAAUAGCAGAAUGUGUGCUGAUUUACAUGACGCCGGAGCAAUCUGCAAACCUCCUGAAGUGGGCAGCCAACAGUUUUGAGACUGCCAUGUUCAUAAACUAUGAGCAGGUGAACAUGGAUGAUCGGUUUGGGCAGAUCAUGAUUGAAAACCUGCGGAGACGACAGUGCGACCUGGCUGGAGUGGAAAUGUGCAAGUCUUUAGCAUCACAGAAAGAACGGCUGCUGUCAAAUGGAUGGGAAACAGCAUCAGCAGUGGACAUGAUGGAAUUGUACAGCAGAUUGCCGCGAUCGGAAAUGGGCAGGAUAGAGUCGCUUGAAUUCCUGGAUGAAAUGGAGCUUCUUGAGCAGCUCAUGCAGCAUUACUGCCUUUGUUGGGCAACCAAAGGAGGAAAUGAACUAGGUUUGAAGGAAAUCACUUAUUAAUCUGUUAAGGACUCAUGUUUGAGCCAGAAGCUGAAGCCACUAGCCCUCACAGAGGAGACGUGGGGAGCAUCCUGAGUGCCAGCAGGCUUUGUCUCCCCGGUGUCAUCCUACACACUGAGAGACUUCAGUUAUUAGGGUUGCUGUAUCCUUUUCUGUUGACUUAUUGUUGUUUAAAUAAAUCUCAGUUGCCAAUU